UGCGCCGGAGCAUAGCUGUCCUUUGAGCCCGCUGCGGUGGCGAGCCCCAGGCUGAGAACGCUGGGCGCUGCGCAGACACCUGGAGACGAUGGCUGAGGAUGCUAGCAGGGCCUUGGGGAAAGGAAGUCACCCCCCAGGGCCGGUCCCAGAGGGCCUGAUCCGAAUCUACAGCAUGAGGUUCUGUCCUUAUGCACACAGGACGCGCUUGGUCCUCUGGGCCAAAGGCAUCAGACAUGAAGUUAUCAACAUUAACCUGAGAAACAAGCCUGACUGGUACUAUACAAAGCACCCUUUUGGGCAAAUUCCGGUCCUGGAAAACAGCAAAUGUCAGCUGAUCUAUGAAUCUGUGAUUGCUUGUGAGUACCUGGAUGAUGCCUAUCCGGGAAGGAAGCUGUAUCCAUUUGACCCUUAUGAGCGAGCCCGCCAAAAGAUGUUAUUGGAGCUAUUCUAUAAGAUCCCACACUUGACCAAGGAGUGUCUGGUAGCACUGAGAUGCGGAAAAGAAUGCGCUAAUCUGAAGCUAGCCCUUCGUGAGGAAUUCUGCAACCUUGAAGAGAUUCUUAGCUAUCAGAACACUGUCUUCUUUGGUGGACCCUGUAUAUCCAUGAUUGAUUACCUCUUUUGGCCCUGGUUUGAGCGACUGGAUGUAUAUGGAAUAGCUGACUGCGUGAGCCACACCCCGGCGCUUCGGCUCUGGAUAGAAGCGAUGAAGCGGGACCCCGCAGUGUGCGCUCUUCUCACAGACAAGAACAUUUUCCUGGGCUUCUUGAAUCUCUAUUUUCAGAACCACCCUGAUGCCUUUGACUAUGGGCUUAACUGCUGAGCCUUAUCACCCAGAAUUCUCAAGUACAUUGUGAUUCGGUAUCAGGAAUUGUUUGGGUGGAUCAAUCAAUCUCUAUUCAUUUUCUUUGAAGUUCCCAAUAAACAAG
This is a messenger RNA of Pteronotus mesoamericanus, 929 nucleotides long. RefSeq names its product glutathione S-transferase omega 2 (gene GSTO2). The record is from RefSeq and is a predicted model, not a curated record. The transcript is spliced from 6 exons. Bases 89 to 823 code for a protein of 244 amino acids. Gene Ontology annotation, biological process: glutathione metabolic process; L-ascorbic acid metabolic process. Gene Ontology annotation, molecular function: glutathione dehydrogenase (ascorbate) activity; glutathione transferase activity. Gene Ontology annotation, cellular component: cytoplasm. Lineage: Eukaryota; Metazoa; Chordata; Mammalia; Chiroptera; Mormoopidae.